This is a messenger RNA of Camelina sativa (false flax), 2625 nucleotides long. The record is from RefSeq and is a predicted model, not a curated record. NCBI's taxonomy places the organism in Eukaryota, Viridiplantae, Streptophyta, Magnoliopsida, Brassicales, Brassicaceae.
GUCAAUAUGCACUUUUCUCUCCCUCGUUUUAUUUCAGUUUCUUCAAUUUCUUCCAUAUUGUUUUCAUCAAACAUGUUCACAGUCCCAUUUUACACUGACGUGUUUCUCCCCCCUGAGCAAAUUUCAUCUUCUUCUUCUGAUUUGUGUUUUCUUAUUACUGUGACUUGGGUUCAAUCAGAUCUCGUCCUUGGUUACUUCUGAUCCGAAGCUGAAUCUCUCUACUUCGCGAGCUUUUGAGCAGCGUGGAGGGGUUGUAUUCGAAUCUCUUGGUUUCCUUGGGACAGCCCGUUGAUCUGGAGUUGUUAUCUUACUUCUAGUUUCAACCCACUGGAGAUUUAAGUAUAAUAUAACGACCACCAUUUUUCGAUGAGUUAUUGAUGUGGUAAAAGCUAGCGGAAAUCAAUCUUGUGAUGUGAUGAUGACUAUCACUCAAGUCCAACUAGCGGUGUGUUCUCUCUCUCUAUCGACUUCUCCAGGGGCGAUCAAUCUUUGGAGAUGAUCCGUCGAAUUGGAAAGAUAAGGAUCCGUGGAUUUCUAGAUUUUUCAACUGUUGAGUUCAGAUUUAGGGACGUUUUUAAUCUAAUCUAAUCUUUCAUUGAGAGCAGUUAACGAUAAUGUUUAUUGUUUUCAUCGUAACCUUUCUUUUUAAGUGGUGAUGAGCACAUUGGCUUUGUUAAUGGCUGUAAUUGUAAAACUUGGCCUCUGUUUUUUGUGUUUUGAAAGUUGCAUUAAUCUAUUUGGUUCUGUUUCUUCUUGAUCUUUAGAUAGAUAAUUUGGUUCUGCAUUAAACUUGGCCUCUGUUUUAUGAUUAGAGGUCUUACGGUAUUUCAGAUUGACAAAGCAGUUGAAAAGGGAGGAUGGGACUUUACUCAAUCCAGCCAAAUUAGAAGCGUUGAACUCAAACCACUUAACCGCUCUUCUUUCUCCGCAAACCACCCAAUCUCCGCCUCCGCCUCUGUUUUCCUGCAGUCUCUCCGAUUUCAGGCUUAGGCUACACAGACUAUUGGAGAGGUCAAUCCAAGAAACAAGUGAGCAAAGCUUUGCCACUUGUUAUAUAUGCAACGACAAUACUCUUUCAUAUAUACGAUAAGGGAAAAUAUUUCAAUGGACCUUUAUAAUUCAAUCCCCUUUGGGUCGUUUCGGUGGUUCAUAUUCGCUAGUUUGGCUUGUUUAUUUAUCGUCUUGGCCUGUAUGAUGUCCUUUCUCCUUAUGGCUCUCAUGUCCAUCGGUCCUCUCCAGCUCAAAAUUCUCCAGCUUAUGGGUACACCCAACGAAAAGAAACAAGCUGCUGUUGUUCUUCCAGUUUUCCAGAGACAACAUCAGAUCUACGUGUCUCUGCUUUUCUGCAAUGCUGCUCUCCUGGCGGUUCUUCCUUUAUACUUGGAUAAGUUAGUCAAUGGGUACACUUCUAUAAUUGUCUCGGUCCUAGCUUGUGGAUUGGUUAUUCCACAAGUUAUAUGCUGCAGUUUUGGACUACUCCUUGGUGCUCAAUUUCACUGGCUCAUACGAGUUGUGAUGAUUCUCUGUUACCCGAUAGCUUAUCCCAUUGGAAAGAUUUUGGAUUGGGGAUUGGGUUGCAAUGAGGGUAUAUUUAGGCGUGCCCAAUUCAAAGCCCCUGUGUCAAUUCACAACGUGGAGGCCGGUGAAGGAGGUGAACUCACAAAUGACGAGACGAAAGUUAUAGUUGGAGCAAUUGAUUUGACCGUGAAGACUGCGCAAGAGGCUAUGACACCAAUAGAAUCAACCUUUACUCUAGAUAUAAAUUCAAAUUUGGAUUGGGAUGCCAAGCGAAUGAUUCAAAAAAAAGGGCAUACCCGAGUUCCUGUCUACUCUGAGAAUCCAAAAAAGAUUGUUGGACUUCUUUUGGUUAGGAGUCUGCUUACAAUUCAGGAGGAAAUCCCUAUUAGUGCACUUAACAUACGCAGAAUUCCAAGGAUUCCAGCCGACUUGCCACUGUAUAAUAUUCUGAAUAUGUAUCGAAAGGGAAGCACCUUCAUGGCGGCUGUUGUGAAGGGGAAAAGCAAGGGUCAUACGUUGGUUGUAGAAGAAAAAGUUAAAGCGAGCAAAGCGCUAACUGAUGCAUCGAAUUUGACAGCGCCUUUACUCUACAAUUUUAUUGUCAAUGUAGAUGGAAUGAGACAAUCUCAUCUACACACUGAUGAGCACUUGUCAUGGGAGAUUGAUGAUCGCGAAGUAAUCGGUAUAAUAACUAUUAAAGACGUUCUUGCACAACUGCUACAGGAUAAAAGUAUGGACGAAACAGACGAAUAUGUUGACAUGGAGGAGGAGCAGACUGAUACGGUUCACCAGACGUAUUACAGAAGAGGAGGGCCACGUCAGCCAACGGAGAAAGAAGAAGUUGACUUUGGUCAAAGUUGUUGACUUGGGAAGACUCGGAAGGGAAGAGAAGGUUUGCUGUUGGGAAGAGAAAGAAGAGUUUGAAUGAAUAAAGACGUUGUAUUGCUUUUCAUUUUUCAUUAGUUGUAUUUUGAGAGAAACACUUUUGUGAGGAGAGAUCUAGCGAUGUGCUAGAGGAGAGUUCUGGGUUGAGCUUUGUGAAACGCUCUUCAUACUUUGUGUUCUUGUAUUCGGAUUUGGUGGUUACAAUCUCUGUAAUCAUUCUUA